This is a messenger RNA of Durusdinium trenchii, 2646 nucleotides long. The record is from the annotation of a GenBank genome assembly. NCBI's taxonomy places the organism in Eukaryota, Dinophyceae, Suessiales, Symbiodiniaceae.
AUGGCCACCCGUGGUCUUACGAGACUGCAAGUCUCCUCCAGCUUUCCAACGCCUGGCUCUUGGGGUCGAUUUACUCAUGCGUGUGCUCGGCCCAGAGGGACGUUUGGGGAGUGCAUCAGUAGAUUUACGGGGCUUGUGAUUGCUGCCAGCAUCAUGCAGAGGAUGUGUGGGGCCUCGCCGUCAAGGAGAUCAGCAUCGGCGUUUGCCUCGUCAUUGCGAACAGAACUCCUUGUUGAUGCAGAUAUUCACAGCAUAGAAGACAUCAUGCAAGCGAUUAGUUGCUUGAAAGAGAAGGGUGGACGAGUUCACACACAGUUGUUUCUCCCACCUGAAAGGAGCAAGAACAAGAAAUGGAGUCAACUUGUGGAUGACCCUGACAUCACAUUUACACCAGUGCCGCGCUCGAGCAAUCCCUCAUCGGAGCCGAACGAUGAGGCCAUUUUGUCCACCAUGCUGAAAUUAUCCACCUGCCCAGAUGUCGAGUGCAUAGGAUUGUUGACAUCAGAUGUAGGUUAUAGGGACAAGAUUCUCCAACUCAAAAGUGCCAGGCAGGCCAGACUCAGCUUCGUAGUACUUGUCCCAGAAUAUAAAUACUUGGUGGCACAAAGGUAUCGAGAGUUGGGAUUAAAGGUAGUUGCAUUGAAGCCCAAGGAGCUGCGCCCCCGAGGCUCCCGGGUUCGAGCAAUCCUACAUGCUAGUGGAUCAGGUUCGGUGCAACUUGCAGAUCCUUUCUAUGAAGGAAACAAAUGCAACCUGGAGCUGUUACAGGAACUGCGGAGCUGGUUGGAGCGCUUGGGAUAUAUGCAACAGACAGACGAAUUGAACAUCACUGCAGCGUGUGCGAAGUUUUGGUUCACGAACCGUUUGGGUUCGUUGACAGUUUACCCGGACUAUCUUGGGAUAUUUGAAGUGUACAAACUCAUGAAGAAGUCUUCAAAGAUGCACUCCUGGAAGAGAUACAGUCGCCAAUUGGCGCUAUUUUUGCCCAGGUCUUCACUUACAACAUCUAAGCAUGGGUUAAAGACCUAUGGGAGUGCACGGGCUGGAUCCAUUUUCAAGGGUGGUGGUCCCUUCUUGUUGAAAGAAUCAAAGCACUUGACAACGCGGGCACUGAGAAGGCUGGGGUAUUUGGAUGACAAUUUUAAUACGGAUGAAUUUGAGGCCAUGUUCUGCUUUGCAAAUGCAAGAGACAACAAGUAUCACUUGAGGAAGAUGGAUUUGCUGCCUGACCAUGGAGACCGCAUAAACGACUUGCGGGCGAAACUGCACACCGCAUUCCUUUCCAAUAGAUACCCAGGUCAAUGGCAGAUUGCGCAGGAUUUGUGUUUGCAAGUGAAGCAGAUUUUGUUGAAGGAACAGCUUUUGAACACCUCCGAGCCUGGCUGCUCACGUCAUAAGAUGAUGAAUGCAAUGAACGCCUAUGUGAAGAGGUAUGAGCUGAUAAGCAUGCACUUGCUCGGAGCGCAUCUUCAGGCUGAGCCACCCAAAGAUGAAGCGCCACCAGCGCUGGUGGCAGAGGCGAUGACAGGGGACCCCGCGCGGGUGAAGUUCAGCGAUCCAGAACCUGCCGUGGUGCCGGUGCCGGCAGCGCCUGUGCUGGCAGCGCCGGUGCCGGCAGCGCCUGCAGUGCUUGCGCCCCCUGUGCCGCCCGCGAAACUGGCGAAGCUGCAAGAGACGGCAAGGCACGAUGUGGGCAACGAGGUCGUUGGCGACGAGUUCGUUGGGUCACGAGGUGGCUUUCUGAAAGUCGAUGUCGAUGUCUUUCUCAGGUGUCGACUGGCGAGCACACGCGAAGCUGCGGGGCAGGUGCAGUUGAAGGCACAGGCCUUGGCACAAGACCCUCAUGUGCGUUCCAGCGCCUUGGGUGCCACGGCCGGUGCUGCGCUGGGCACCGCAGGUGGAGCGGCCACGGGGCUGACGACUGGGACUUUGCUGGGAGCUGCGGUAGGCGUCAUUCCUGCGGUGUUCACCUUUGGCCUAUCGAUUCCCUUCUGCGCUGCUGUUGGCGGAGGGGCAGGCCUCGCCGUGGGGGCGGCCAGCGGAGCCACCUGCGGCGCGGUGGCCGGCGGUGCCACAGGCUAUGGAGCCUAUCGGCACCGCCAUGAGAUCCGGCAAACGGCCCACAAGACCUUGGAACAGGUGACCACGAGUGCUGACUUCGUGAAAGCCAGGAGCUUGCGUAGCCGUGACGGUGUGAUGAAAGUGCAAGACUGGCGAGCAAGACGUGGCCCAACGGCCUUUGGGGCCUUCAAAACCAUGGCGCGGCGCUGGCUGCCUGAUCGGCACUUUUGCAGCGACCUCUUGAGCGCGUCUGCCUUGGGCUUCCUCGGCGACCUCGUGUGUCAGCUGGUCGUGGAAAAGCGCAAGCCACCCCAGGAGCUCUCUGACUUGCGAUGGGGGCACCAUGAGGGCCACUUCGAGCCGCAACGUUUGUGGGCCUUGACCGUCUUUGGUGGCGCCUACACUGGAGGUUUUCUCCACUUUCUCUACAAGUUUUACUCCCCAACCGUGCGCGCAAUUUCAGCAUAUCUUCCUUCAGCGCUCAGUUUGCCGCUGUCUCGCAGCGAAAGCAUGGCGCAUUGCUUUGCUUGCGCGUGGGUCAUGUUGUGGUGUGGUGCGCAUGCUUGGAAGGGCUCCUGCAUAUGA